ACGUAGUAUAUUUGAUCCGGCGGCACCUGCACGCUCACAUGCUCGGCAUCCUGGUUUCGCUCCGCUUUCUGUUCUUUUCUCCCUUCCUGCCGCAUUCAUUAUCUAUCGCAACAUAGUCAGACAGAGCAGAGUACCACCACUGCCACUACCACUACCACUACCACUACCAGCAGCCCCCCUUCACACACACAGGGACACACACGCCUCCCUCCUCCCCUGCCUCCUUCUUCUUCGCUGCCCUGCCUCCUCCGCCUCUUCACGCUCGAGGCCUGCCCCCCGCCUCCCUCCGUUCGGACCGCUGAUCCAUGCCGGAGCGCUCCGGCCGCUGACUUCUCGGCUCCAGACGCCGCCGCCGCAAAGGUUGGGCUCCCGCUGAUCGUGCUUGCCGGGGUGGAGGAAGGAAGAUGAGGAUGAAGACGCUGGCCUGCUGCCGGCGGCGGCCGCAGGACUUCAGCGUCGACAUGGACCAAGAGCCGGAAAAGGUGACGACAUACAAUGGCCUCGAGAGCUGCAUUUUCAACAGUUCCUCAUAUGAUGAGGAUAGUGGCGUUAGUGCAACAACAGGGGCGGAUGGCUGUGUCACCGCUGAUUCCCUUGAAGAUGAAGCUUCAAGUUGCUCCUCCAGCAAAGAUGUUGAUGGCUCUUCCUUCUCUUCCCAAUGCCUUCCAUUGAGCAAGCAGGAGGAGCAUUCACUUUAUGAGUUGGAUACGCUCGAUGCUAUCCAUCUACUCCCUGUCAAAGGGAAGAACCCAAUCACAUAUACGUUGAGUGCUGCUGAUAUCGAAAUCAUGAAGGAGAAGUUUGCAAAGCUACUGCUUGGUGAUGACGUUUCUGGAGGUGCCAGAGGAGUUUGCGCUGCUCUGGCCUUGUCCAAUGGCAUAACCAAUCUCUCAGCCACUAUUUUUGGAGAGCUGUGGAAGUUGGAACCAUUGUGUGAGGAAAAAAAGAUCAGGUGGCGGAAGGAAAUGGACUGGUUGCUUUCUCCUACGACCUACAUGGUCGAGCUGGUACCCACAAAGCAAAAUGGAGCAGAUGGGUGCAUGUUUGAGAUUAUGACCCCGAAGGCCCGUUCAGAUGUUCAUGUGAACCUUCCUGCUCUACAGAAGCUUGAUUCCAUGCUAAUUGAAGUUCUGGACUCAAUGGUGGACACGGAGUAUUGGUACGUGGAGAGUGGCAGCCGAUCAGGUGGCCGGGGCAAAAAUAAUGGUGAAAGACAGACCAAAAAGUGGUGGCUUCCAUCCCCUUGUGUCCCUGAACAAGGUCUAUCUCAGUUCCAGAGGAAAAGGAUUGUGUUUCAGGCUAAACUUGUUCAUCAAAUCCUCAAAGCUGCCAAGUCUAUCAACGAACAAGUCCUGCUUCAGAUCCCUAUUCCCAUGGCUGUUAUGGACGCCCUUCCAAAGUCUGGCAGAUCUAGCUUGGGGGAAGACCUGUACCAUGCCAUAACCACGGACUAUAUUCCCAUCGAAGAAAUCUUUGUUUCUCUGAGUCUGAAAACCGAGCAUAGCGUGCUGGAGACCAUGAACCGGUUAGAAGGUGCACUGUUUGCAUGGAACCAAAGGAUCUCAGAGGAGAGAAGCAGGAGGUCCCCUGCACGGCAUUCGUGGAAGUUCAUGAAGGACAGCUCGUCGGAGCUGGAGAAGAUGUCGGCGUGCAUCGAAAGGGUCGAGACCCUCAUCCAGCUUCUGAAGUCCAGAUUCCCCAACCUGCCUCCGACGUUCAUCGACGUUGUGAAGGUCCAGUAUAACGAGGACGUGGGGCACGCCAUCGUGGAGGCCUACUCGAGGGUUCUUGUGGGGGUGGCGUUCAGCAUACUGUCUCGGGUGGCGGAGAUCAUGCUGGAGGACGACCUGGUGAAGAAGCCCAACACGCCCAUGGCCUCCCUCAAGUUCGACCUCUCCUCCGACGUGUACCUGGCGGGCAUCACGGAGACGCCGCCGGGCCACAUCCGGCGGUCCCUCAUGGACCAGAUCAGCAUGGUCGACGGCCGCUUCGACGCCGUCGUCAAGAAGAGAGGGGCCAAGCAGCUCAUGUGGUGAUGUGAAUGGGCGAGGUGUUGUUGUACAGGGUGAUGGCUGCGUGCCGGCUGCGUACACAAGUUGCAUCUUACCUUACUACUACCAAUGGUGCAUUUGUAAUUUGUAUGUAACAGCAGCAUUGGCCGAGUCUUGCUGAAUGCUGAAUGCUGAUGGCAACCCAGAUGAUGCUGCUGCUUUUGCAACGGAGAGAAACCUGUUGUGUCUUGGUCA
This is a messenger RNA of Triticum urartu, 2246 nucleotides long. RefSeq names its product RHO guanyl-nucleotide exchange factor 14 (gene ROPGEF14). Gene Ontology annotation, molecular function: guanyl-nucleotide exchange factor activity. The record is from RefSeq and is a predicted model, not a curated record. NCBI's taxonomy places the organism in Eukaryota, Viridiplantae, Streptophyta, Magnoliopsida, Poales, Poaceae.